UAACCUCGUCAGAUUUUAUCUUUGACUGCAAAAUUACCAUUUCACGCUUCAAAUUAAAAUUUUGGUCUCAGCCCAGCCCCCCUCCUCGGCCCCUGUCCCUCUUUCUCUCCCUGCGGACUCGAGUCCUAUCCUCAAUGCUUUGGGAAAAUUUCACAGGUUGUGCUAGUAAGACUCUUGAUGAAACGCUUGAGGGACUUGUCUAGCUGAAUGAGUUUGCUGGUAUUUGUUGGAAGCUUUUGACUUUGCUGCUGAAGGGUUUCUUGUGUUUUGUUUGGAUUUCAUAUAUUCUAUUGAGGAAUUUAUUGUGUUUAUCUUCUUCCAAAUCUUGGUCUCUUAGAUUCACCUAGUAUGUUCUUUGGCUGGUUGAUAUUGAUAUAAAACCCAAUUGUAGAGUUUUAGUUAUUUGGUGGUGUGUAGAAAAGUUCUUGAUGUGAAAACUUUCUAAACUAGGUUUUAGCAAGAUGGGUUCAAUUCAAAAUACUGUUCAUUAUUGUUGUGUAUUUAGGGGUAAUCGGAACUUGUAUGUGUAUAGUGGGGGUGAUGAUGAGAUUGAGAAUUUGGCGGCCUUGUCAUUGGAAAGGAUUCCUGCGUAUCACAAGUGGUAUUUUGAGACAAUUGGCAAGAGGACUUUUGGGUUUUUGAUAGAAGACGGUUAUGUUUAUUUUAUAAUUGUUGAUGAAGGUCUUGGAAACCCAGCUGUACUUCAUUUUUUAGAACAUGUGAGGGAUGAGUUUAAGAAGGUAGCUAGAAAGGGUUCACGGGGAAGUUUUUCAGGUUUGAGUUCAAUCAACAUACAAGAACAACUAGUGCCUGUUGUUCGCCGUCUAAUAACUUCAUUGGAACAUGUAUCUCAACAUGAUUGGAAUACUGAAACUUCCUCAUCUGAUAAUAUGGGUUUGUCUCCAUCACCAAGUGAUGCAAAUGGGCAAAUUGAAGUUCUUACAUCCACUAAAGCCCCUUUGUUGGCAAAAUCUAACAAGCAAGAGAAGAAGAAAUCAAAGGAACAUGUGAUUGUUAUGAGAGAUAUUGAGUUAGAGGAGCAUAGGAAAUCUACAGAUAGAGGAGUUAAAAUUGAUUCGACUUCAUUGGAUUCUAAUAACCAAGGUGGAGUAGCAUCUCAAAUUUCAUUACAAAAGGAUUUGGGUUCAAUGAGGAUCAGGUCGAGCUCUCAAAGUAUUCGAAAGAAGUGGUGUCGCCAAGUGAGGAUUAUUCUUGCUAUUGAUGCUGUUGUUUGCUUGAUACUAUUCAUAAUUUGGCUGUCAAUCUGUGAUGGUUUUAGAUGUACCAGUUGAUUGUGAAAUUGGAGCCAGAGAUUCACCUUUUACUUGAUAGUGCCUAUCCAGAGUAUGUGAGAAUCAGUUUACGUCAGGGAAUCAAUUUCAACCUUGCCAAACUCUGUUGUGGAGGUAUGUGCUUGAAAUUAUGUGGUGGAAUCAUAUUAACAGAUUCUCCAUACAGUUCAAUAGUUAUUAUGGUAUACACAUUCAUCUAGAUUAUCGUUGAAGGUUGGUGCUACUAUGCUGUUUGUAAUUAUAGAUAUAAAAUAUCAGAUGUUGUGUAUCUAAAUAUUUUAAUCCCAGCAUAUUUUCUUUUCAUGUAUAAAAAUUACGCAUUGAAGCGUCAUUUGUGCUGAUUUUUGCCAAAAUAUUCUUCUGUUUAGUGCA
Messenger RNA from Hevea brasiliensis (rubber tree), 1664 nucleotides. Its product is annotated as phytolongin Phyl1.1. The transcript has 2 exons. Gene Ontology annotation, cellular component: membrane. The coding region runs from base 462 to 1292 and encodes 276 amino acids. NCBI's taxonomy places the organism in Eukaryota, Viridiplantae, Streptophyta, Magnoliopsida, Malpighiales, Euphorbiaceae. The record is from RefSeq and is a predicted model, not a curated record.